Molecule: messenger RNA, 1008 nt
Organism: Letharia lupina
Lineage: Eukaryota; Fungi; Ascomycota; Lecanoromycetes; Lecanorales; Parmeliaceae
Exons: 3
Coding region: 1-1008 (335 amino acids)
Source: RefSeq, a predicted model, not a curated record
AUGGAUCAAGCAAGCGAUAGCCAGCAGGCUACGGGAAAUCAUCCAUCGGCUGAUUGGACAAGUCAGCUUGUAAGAUGGCCUUGCAUUGACACGUCCACGAAAGCUCUCAAGAAGCUUGCCUGUGUCCGUGAGCUUACUCUACGUCACCGCCGCGUUGAUCUGAACUUCAAGCCCAAGAAAAAUCAAGAAGCGGCUUUGGGACAGAUCUGUGGGGAGCUUGCACUUGCAGCAUGUCGACGCUGCAUAGAGUCAGUCCCUAUUUUAUCGACGCCGAAUGGGCUGAAUGCCACCAGUAAAAUCUUGGAUGAGCAAGCCAAACCUGCACAGGUGGCAAAUUAUCAGCCUGGACCUUCGGCGGUUCUCGCAGGACCACAAGUUUCACAGUCCGACAACAACUCCGUCUCAACACGGCUCAGAUCUAAGAAGGACGACCUCCGAAAGCCGCCCAAUUUCAGCGCAAAUUUUGCCUUUCCACGGACGGUUGUCGGUGUUACAACCAAUGAGCCACUCACUCGCAAGCGUCAAUGGCAGGAGACCACAACUACUGGUCCCGCACUAGGACAAUGGCCGCCGGAGCGGGGAACUGACGCCGUCAAUCAACAGUCUGAGGAGACUAUUUUAUGCCUGAGGGAAGAGAUUCAGCGCCUAAGGCGUGAGAAAUCCGACCAGCAAGCUCGGCAACUUGCAUUGAUCAAAGGAUUCGUCACUUCCGCUGCGGUGGUCGAGAUAGCUGUUGACGUCCGAGAGGCAGAGCUACGCUGCGGACUGAGAAACAUGAGUGGCACUCCUGAAGAGAUGCAAGAGCAAGCACAGCAGAUGAUUGACUUCUCGAAAGCUACCUCUUGGCAUGUGAGCAGGUUUGUCAACGAUAUGUUGGAGGAGCAACGAGUGUUUCUCUAUGACGAUCAGCAGAAGGCAAUGCGGCUUGAAUACGACAAGGCAGAGCCUAGCCAGGCAGUUACGGCUAUCAUCGAUGAAGAGCUGUCUUUCAUGACGAGACAUUCCUGA